Molecule: messenger RNA, 313 nt
Organism: Cuscuta epithymum
Lineage: Eukaryota; Viridiplantae; Streptophyta; Magnoliopsida; Solanales; Convolvulaceae
Source: the annotation of a GenBank genome assembly
UGGAAAAACCACGCUUAUGGAUGUUCUAGCAGGAAGAAAAACAGGCGGCUAUGUUGAAGGGGACAUCCGAAUAUCUGGAUUUCCUAAGAAUCAAAAAACUUUUGCAAGAGUUUCGGGGUACUGCGAACAAAACGAUAUUCACUCUCCUCAAGUAACUGUCCAUGAAUCAUUGAUUUUCUCUGCAUUCCUUCGUCUCUCGGAAGAAGUAACCAGAGAACAAAAAAUGGAUCAAAUAUCCAGAUUUUUAUUGAUUCAUGUGGUGGGAGGAAGGGGAAGAAAUUAUCGUUUAGCAUGGUUAAUGAGAAGUUUUUCG